AUGGAUCCGCUCCAGCUGCUGCCACUUCUCCUCGUCGUCAUCGCUGCGGCUGCGACCGCCUUGUCCUGGGGAGCAAAAAAAGUGGCGGAGUUUUUGUGGCGGCCAGUCCAUCUGAGACGGCUGCUGCGGAUGCAGGGGCUGGAGGGUCCUCGUCCCAAAUUCCUUGUAGGAAACAUGGACGAGAUCACGAGGAUGAAGGAGACAGCCUUCCACCAGCCCAUGGAAAUUGGGGACCAUAAUCUCCUCCAGAGAAUCUGCCCAUACUACUUGGAGUGGUCCAAGCUCUACGGACGAACAUUUGUGUUUUGGUGGGGGACGGAGCCCAGAAUCACGGUGACAAGGCCCGACAUGAUCAAGGAGAUACUGUACACAAAAGCAGCACACUUUGGAAAAUCAGCGCUGCAGCGAAAAGGUGGAGCCGUGCUGCUGGGCAAUGGCCUGAUCAUGGCGAACGGCAGCGACUGGGCUCAUCGCCGCGCCAUCGUCUGCCGCGCUUUCAAGAUGGACAAGAUCAAGGAAAUGGUACCCUCUAUGCUGGAGAGCACCAAGAAUCUCAUCCGGAGAUGGGAUGCUCACUUGGAGCUCAACGGGGGAGCUCCCUGCGAGGUGGAUGCUUAUCGCGACCUGGCUGUUGUCACAGCCGAUAUCAUCGCUACCACGGCGUUUGGGAGCAGCUAUUCGGAUGGGAUCAAGCUCUUCCACACAUUGACAUCCAUCCAGAAGCUGUUUGUUCAAUCCAAUAAGUAUCUGUGGCUCCCAGGAAGCAGGCUUCUCCCGACGAGAACGAACAGAAAGAUCCGCAAGCUCCAGAGGGAGAUGCAAGCUUUGCUCCAGGAUCUCAUCAAGGCUCGCCUCUCGAGCCCGUCACUGGGCACCGAUCUACUGGCUUUGAUGCUCUCUGCAGUCGAGGAGGAUCCCGGCAAUAAGGUGCAAUCAUCCAAGUUCAAGUUCACAAUCCAGCAGCUGAUCGAGGAGUGCCAGACUUUUUUCUUCGUCGGGCACGAGACGACGCUGAUGCUUGUGACUUGGGCAAUGAUGCUGCUGUGCUUGCACCCGGAGUGGCAAGACCUCGCCCGCAAGGAGGCGAGACAAGUUCUCCAAGAGUCAAAUAGAGUAGUGAACGCGGAUACGCUCGCAAAACUGAAAACGGUGGGGAUGAUCAUCAAUGAAACGCUGCGACUGUAUCCUCCAGCCCCGAAUCUAGUCCGAGCAGCACUCCAAGACACUUGCGUGGGCGAUCUCUACGUCCCCAAAGGCACCACCUUUUGGAUCCCCAUUCUGGCCCUUCACCAGGACAAGCACCUCUGGGGCGAAGAUGCUCACGAGUUCCGGCCACAGCGGUUCAGCCAGGGCGUAUCCAGGGCUUGCAAAACAUACGAUUUCCUCCCCUUCUCUUCAGGACCCAGGAUAUGUGUGGGCCAGUCCUUCGCAAUUAUGGAGGCCAAGCUUAUUUUAGCCAUGAUUCUCCAGCAUUAUCACUUGGGUCUCUCGCCCCGCUACAAACACUCGCCGGUUUCUUCCGUCACCCUCAAGCCAGGGUUGGGAAUGCAGCUCAUGAUCAAGCGCUGUGACUAACUUGUUUAGAUUUUUCUUUCUGCUUUGAAAAUCUGUAGACUAUGAUGAA
Molecule: messenger RNA, 1624 nt
Organism: Selaginella moellendorffii
Lineage: Eukaryota; Viridiplantae; Streptophyta; Lycopodiopsida; Selaginellales; Selaginellaceae
Product: cytokinin hydroxylase
Exons: 5
Coding region: 1-1575 (524 amino acids)
Molecular function (GO): heme binding; oxidoreductase activity, acting on paired donors, with incorporation or reduction of molecular oxygen; monooxygenase activity
Source: RefSeq, a predicted model, not a curated record